This is a messenger RNA of Drosophila sechellia, 782 nucleotides long. RefSeq lists its product as uncharacterized. The record is from RefSeq and is a predicted model, not a curated record. Lineage: Eukaryota; Metazoa; Arthropoda; Insecta; Diptera; Drosophilidae. The transcript is spliced from 2 exons. The coding region runs from base 536 to 709 and encodes 57 amino acids.
GUUAACCCAAGACGGCGAGUUGGACUCAAAAACGAAGCAGUGGCAAAGCGCAACCAAAUUUCUGUUUCGGUAGUUUUUCUCCUUUUUUUCAUUUUUUUUUUUUUUUGCUGUGAGGAUGGGGGCAGGAAAAAAGUCAUCAUAGCCUGACCUUCAUUGUUGAGUCGCUUCUAACAUUUAAAUUUGUUUUGCUUUUCCAUUAUUUUCGGGCUCUGUUGUGCUGCUUUUGUUUUGGCUUCUUUUCGAUUUCAACAGAAAACGUGCCAAAUUUGGCUGCCAGUUGCACGUUCCCCCCAAAAAAAAAUUUAAUACAGUUCAGCUGGGUUGGGCAUCGGCUUUGGCUCUAGCUUUGACCUGGUCUCCGUUCCAGGGGCUAUGGUCUUUUGUCUGGCCACGAGCUCUUGACACACAUCCAGACAUUCGGUAGUGUCGGCCUUAUCGGGCUCUUAUCAGCUGGUUGAGAAUUGUUUGAGAACGGGGGCCAAAGGCGUUUCAAAUCGGGCUAUGAAUUCAGUCGGACGCAGCUUCUCCCGGUGAAAUGUUGCUUCUCUGGUUUAUUCUCCACCUAAUUGGCCUCAUCCAAGGGCGUUCUGUGGGCGGUGGGUUUGGAAACUUGGACGACGAGUUUUUCAUGCCUCAGCCAGAUCCCACUAUAUUUGCCUACAAUCAAACUGAUAAGGGAUCAUCACCCUGGGACAAUACCUGGAACUAAAUACUUGUAAAAAAAAGUGACUUGUAAUUGUAAUAAAUUUAUUUUAUUUAAUAAAUAUGAUGUAGCUUCAGAA